CCUCUGGCCCUUCUCCCUUCCUUGCAUAGGUAAAAGAGUCUGUUUAACGCCAUCUAUAAAUUUGCGCAUCAAGAAAUGUUAAAAUGCCAGAGAAGACAGAAAUAAACUGCACAAAACGUAUGUUUGUAAUCUUUUGUAGAAUUGAACUUUAAUUAACAAGAUGAAUAUUAGUAUUUAAAAGCAGUUCAAAAUGAACAAUAUAAAUGCACCUGUUUUAAAAAACUUCCACUAACUUAAGUCAUCUUAAAUAGCACUUUUAUAUGUGAACACAGACUAUUUUUAUGCAAAUAGUGUGCGGUUAUCGUCAUUUAAUUAUAGUUUAUCUGCUAUUCUAUUCACAGGCGAUGUAAAAAACAAACAUUCGAUUUACUUUAUGAUGCUUGAUGAGUAUAUGUCAAAAAGACAUUAUUAAUCAAUAAAGAAAAAUAAUUCAAUGGAGUAUUAAGUAUAUGUUAUCUUACAAGUUUUACUACAAAUUCCAGAUCUUAUUCAUCAUGUUCUUCAUACUGAAAGAAAAACCUUUUAUUAAUUGUGAGAAAAAAGAGAGAGAUUAGAAGAGCAUUAUCCUUAUAAAGAAAAAUUUGCCUCAUGCUGUGCUUGUGAUAGUUCAUGUGUUUAUUCUAAUAAUUAUAUUUAUUAAAAAAAACUAUGGAUCCUUUUUGUGUCAAAAGUUAACAAAAUUCCCUGACUGUUCUAUUGAUACAAGUAAAAUAAAAAACAAAGUGUUCAAAAAUUUAUUUAUGAUAUAAAUUUAACUACAGAGAAAAUUUAGCUGUGUAAUGUGUGUGGUGUAGUUAGAAAAUUGGGCUAAUAGCUGCUGUGUAAUGUGUGUGGUGUAGUUAGAAAAUUGGGCUAAUAGCUGCUGUAUAUGUGAUCUAGCAUUGAAGCAUUAAUCAUUGUAGCUUUUAUUUAUAUAGAAAAAGGCCUUAUAUAUUUUUACAUUGUCACUGUGGUAUGGUAUAUGGCCUUAGUAUUGGUUUUUGAUGCCAGACAAGAAAAUCGAAGCAAAUUUUGACAUUUGAUGUGCUUAGUGAGAAUGUAAUAAAAAAUAAUUAAUGAUAUUUUAAUAAAUGAUAUUUCAGUAAUGCUUUUUACAAAAUAUUAACAUUUAAAUUAUUUCUCUUGCCUUUGCUUUGGAGACAUUAUUAUAAAAUUUAUUUUAAAUUCAUUUUAAAUUGUCAACUUCUUAUUUUAUGUGUUGUCUUGUUUAGUAAUAGCAUUUUAAACUUUAAAUGUAAAAGCGUUUUAUGGCAAGUAUACUGUGCACUAUUUAGUAUAAGGAGACAUUGUUUGCAAUAUAAGUCUUAAAAUGGAGAGUGACUUUCCUAAGUUAGAUACUGAUACUGGCAAGAAAACUUAUUUUUGUAAAGAAUGUAAUCAGAGUUUUUCAUCAAAUUAUUUUCUAGUUGUCCACAAUCGUGUUCAUACUGGAGAAGAACUUUAUACUUGUAAUAUAUGUGAUAAGAGUUUUACUGUUAAGAGUUGUCUAAUCAGACACUGUCGUAUUCAUACUGGUGACAGGCCUUAUUCUUGUGAUACAUGUCAUAAGACUUUUUCUCGAAAGAAAGAUUUAACUGAUCACGAACGUGUUCAUACGGGUGAAAAACCUUAUUCUUGUAAUAUAUGUAAUAAGAGUUUUUCUCAGAAGAGUAACCUUAUUACCCACAGAAAUGCAGUACAUGCCAGACAGAAAUGUUUUUUUUGUAGCGUGUGCAAUCGUAGUUUUAUUACGAAGGGUUCUCUAAAUGCUCAUAGUUGGACUCAUGUGAAAGAGAAACCUUUUGCUUGUACCAUAUGUGAUAAGAGUUUUUCACAGAAUGGUUCUCUAACUGUUCACCUUCGUACUCAUACUGGUGACAGACCUUUUUCUUGUAGUAUAUGUAAUAAGAAUUUUAUGAAAAAGAGUAAUCUGAAAGAGCACAGCCGUAUACAUUUGAAAAAUCAGAUUUCCUAGCAUGGUGUGUAUUAAGAGAUUUUUAGUAAAGUAAAUGUGCAACUGAUUUCUUUUUUUUCAUACCAGUGUGUUAACUGUUUGUUCUGAAAUCGCUGCAAUUUAUAUUUAUUUAUCUUUUUAUAGAAUCUUUGUAAAAAUUGUACACAUUAAAAAUUGCACAUUUUUUCUUUA
Parasteatoda tepidariorum (common house spider) is the source of this 2125-nucleotide messenger RNA. NCBI's taxonomy places the organism in Eukaryota, Metazoa, Arthropoda, Arachnida, Araneae, Theridiidae. The record is from RefSeq and is a predicted model, not a curated record.